Molecule: messenger RNA, 855 nt
Organism: Daldinia childiae
Lineage: Eukaryota; Fungi; Ascomycota; Sordariomycetes; Xylariales; Hypoxylaceae
Product: Translin-associated protein X
Exons: 3
Coding region: 1-855 (284 amino acids)
Cellular component (GO): nucleus; cytoplasm
Molecular function (GO): RNA binding; sequence-specific DNA binding; RNA endonuclease activity
Source: RefSeq, a predicted model, not a curated record
AUGUCUGAAGUAAUCGUCCCCCAGAAUCAGAGUCGAGCCAUGGGUGGUGGAAUAAAGAGAGACUACCAGGGAAAGGAAAAGGUGAUAGACAGCAAGGCUACUAAGGAUAUGCCUCGCAACCAAUAUACUUCCAUGUUUGAGUCUUUUCGCGACGAAUUGGACGAGCAUCAUGAUCGCCGUAUGAAGAUUGGAAAGGUUUCCCGAGAUGUCACAGCUCUCAGUAAGAAGAUAAUCUUCUCACUGCAACGUGUCCGCAAGCUGAACCAGCCACUCCCCCCUCGCAUCCAAGCAGACGUCGAUGAGCGUCUAAAGGAGAUAGCAGGGCACCUAACUACCAUCGAGUCAGACGUGAUCGGAAUGAACCGUUACCGGUAUCCGUUGAUAUGUCUAGAAGAAUUUGUUGAAGCAAUCUCGUUCUCUCAUUACCUUCAACACCAGAAACUCCUCUCACCGUCACAGGCCCAAGAUGCCCUUCCAGCUGACAUAGCACUAACGGCCCCUGACUACCUAUUCGGUAUAUUCGACCUAACCGGUGAGAUGAUGCGUUUCGCAACUGCUAUCACCGCGCUAAGCGGAAGCAUGCCGGGGUCAGGCACUAAAGGCUCCGAUGAUGGCCGGACUAUCUUGAACGAUCUUCAAGAUGUAAGUUCCAUGCUUCAGAUCUGUCCGCCCGCCGGCGGAAAGCCGAGCGUCUACGCCAAGAAGUUGGACAUCAUGAUCGAGCAGGUCCGGAAGGUGGAGAGAGUCGGAUACGGUAUCACAGUCCGGGGUAAUGAGCGGCCGAAGGGUUGGAUGCCGGAUAUGAAUGAGUCUGGCGGGUUUGAGAGGGAUCGGGAGGACGUGUCUAUGGAUUGA